Molecule: messenger RNA, 881 nt
Organism: Suillus plorans
Lineage: Eukaryota; Fungi; Basidiomycota; Agaricomycetes; Boletales; Suillaceae
Exons: 1
Source: RefSeq, a predicted model, not a curated record
GCCUCUGCACGUCUAUUACACGAUUGGAGUUCACGUCCAUCUUCUGCGAGAUACGCCUCAUAUCUGGUGAUUCCCUCUUCACUCUGUCUCUUUCACCAUUGACUCGACAGUCGCUCUACACCUCGUUCCAUUGACAUCACCUUUACCUCGAGCACAACACCUCCCUCUCGUCGAAGCCCCACAUCCAGAUGCUCACCGCAAUGGUCCGCUCCUGUAACCUAUGUCAUUUUUCAGCCUCAAGCCACACUAAUGUCAAUAGCGAUGUCCUGGGUCAAAGUAUGGUCCCGUCACCUUCAAGGCUUCUCUACACUAUGGACUUGUCAGCCUAUUUAUGCAGUGCCACCUAUAAUGGAUAUUCCUCUUCCGCAGGGUUCAGUUUUUUAUCUCUCGGCGGUGAGUGAAUCCGGUAGCGGUCACGGCUUCCUCAAUACUUCGCUCGUCAAUCAUCGAUACAUCCUUCACCGAACGAGAAUACAAUUGGAUGCAUUUUCGCUUUAUUCUUUCUUAUUCCUCGUUGCAGGCAAGAUCAUCCUUCCCCCAUGACACUAUCGGCUCAAUUGGACCAGUCGUAUGUUAUCAUUCGUCUUUUCUUUGCGCGCCGUUUUCAGCGAUAUAAACAUUUUUUUGCCUCUGUCAUUACCUCACAAAAUAUACUCAAUUCUACAUUUUGGCUUUGCGUGCUAACUGAGUAGUACGAUGCAAGUCCAGGAGCAGCAAUCACUCUGAGACUCACAUGUCCCUUUCAAUGUUGGCAGACCACUUUCGCCGCGAAUUGUUCAUGCCAUUCUCUACUUUAGCACAGAUUCUUCUGCUAAUCCUGGUCGGUGAUCUCCCUUCCUAGCGCUCAUGCAAUCAUACCAGCGUCUAUCUUGCCGAACAUC